Molecule: messenger RNA, 2731 nt
Organism: Zea mays
Lineage: Eukaryota; Viridiplantae; Streptophyta; Magnoliopsida; Poales; Poaceae
Product: G-type lectin S-receptor-like serine/threonine-protein kinase At2g19130
Exons: 1
Coding region: 67-2568 (833 amino acids)
Biological process (GO): protein phosphorylation; recognition of pollen
Molecular function (GO): protein serine/threonine kinase activity; ATP binding
Source: RefSeq, a predicted model, not a curated record
UUGAGUCGUUGACCAGCGAGCUGGACUAAUCACUCGUAGUAUGAUAGUAUCAGUCACCCUAGUGCCAUGUCCGAACCAGAGGACCCGUCCGUCUCCACCAAUCGCACUCCGCUUCGUUCCCCUGCUUGCUCGCUCCCCACUCCUCAGCUCGUCUCAUCGAUCGCCAUGCCGCGUCCCCCCCUCCAUGUCCUCCUCCUCCUCCUCCUGUCUCUGCGCGCGGCGCCGUGCCCGUGCUCCGCGGCCACCACCGACACGCUGUCCCCCGGCAAUGGGCUCGCCGGCACCGCCGCCACGGCCAGGCUCGUCUCCAACAACAGCAAGUUCGCGCUCGGCUUCUUCAAGACGGACAGCAAGUCCCCUAACACCUACCUCGGCAUAUGGUUCAACAAGGUCCCCAAGCUGACCCCGCUCUGGAGCGCCAACGGCGAGAGCCCCGUCGUCGACCCGGCCACGCCGGAGCUCGCCAUCUCCGGCGACGGCAACCUGGUCAUCCGGGACCAGGCCACCGGGUCCGUCGUCUGGUCCACCCGCGCCAACAUCACCAGCAACAACACCACCACCGUCGCCGUGCUUCUCAGCAGCGGCAACCUCGUCCUCAGGAGCUCCUCCAACGCCUCCGACGUCUUCUGGCAGAGCUUCGACUACCCGACGGACACCCUCUUCGCCGGCGCCAAGAUCGGCUGGAACAAGCGCACCGGCCUCAACCGCCGCCUCGUUUCCAGGAAGAACGCGCUCGACCAGGCCCCCGGCCUGUACUCUCUGGAGAUGACGGAGAGCAACGGGGUUGGCCAUCUCCUGUGGAACUCCACCGUGGCCUACUGGUCCAGCGGCCAAUGGAACGGCAACUACUUCGGCUUGGCGCCGGAGAUGAUCGGCGCCGUCAUGCCCAACUUCAGGUUCGUCAACACCGACGAGGAGAUCUACUUCACCUACACGCUGCACGACGACGCGGCGAUCGUGCACAGCGCGCUGGAUGUCUCUGGCCGAGGCCUGGUGGGGUUUUGGCUGGACAGCAAGCAGGACUGGCUCAUCAACUACAGGCAGCCUGUGGCUCAGUGCGACGUCUACGCGACAUGUGGCCCUUUCACGAUCUGCGACGACGACGCGGACCCGACCUGCAGCUGCAUGAAGGGCUUCUCUGUGAGAUCACCCAGGGACUGGGAGCUGGGGGACCGAAGAGAUGGGUGCGCGAGGAACACCCAGUUAGACUGCGCAAGUGACACAGGUCUCACAGAUAGGUUCUUCGCCGUGCAAGGCGUCAGGCUGCCCCAAGACGCAAACAAAAUGCAGGCUGCUACGAGUGGAGAUGAGUGCUCAGGGAUCUGCUUGCGUGACUGCUCCUGCACUGCAUAUUCCUACUGGAACGGAGACUGCUCCGUUUGGCGUGGGAAACUGUACAACGUGAAACAACAGUCUGAUGCUUCUUCUCGUGGAGAUGGGGAAACGCUCUACAUCCGCCUUGCUGCAAAGGAGGUGGCAAUGCAGAAGAGAGGAAUCAGCGUUGGUGUUGCCGUCGGUGUCGCCAUCGGUGCUACCGCUGCCGCUUCGAUCCUCCUAGCAGGUCUGAUGAUUCGGAGGAGGAAAGCGAAGUGGUUUCCUCGCACACUCCAAGAUGCUCAGGCCGGCAUUGGAAUCAUCGCGUUUCGGUAUGCCGAUUUGCAGCGAGCAACUAGGAACUUCUCAGAAAGGUUAGGGGGAGGCAGUUUUGGUUCGGUAUUCAAGGGGUGCUACCUAGGUGACCCGGUUACCCUGCUGGCAGUGAAAAGGCUCGACGGUGCCCACCAAGGAGAGAAGCAGUUCAGAGCAGAAGUGAAUUCAGUUGGGAUCAUCCAGCACAUCAAUCUAGUCAGACUGAUCGGAUUCUGUUGCGAGGAUGAUAAGAGGCUACUUGUGUAUGAAUACAUGCCGAAUCACUCUCUCGACCUACAUUUGUUCAAGGCCAACGGUACAGUUUUGGAUUGGAAUCUCAGGUACCAGAUAGCUAUUGGAGUUGCAAGAGGACUGACCUACUUGCACACUAGCUGUCGGGACUGCAUCAUACACUGUGACAUCAAGCCAGAGAACAUACUCCUUGACGCAUCUUUUGUGCCUAAGAUCGCAGAUUUUGGAAUGGCAAAGGUUUUGGGGAGAGAGUUUAGCCAUGCGGUGACCACAAUGAGAGGCACUAUUGGGUACCUCGCGCCUGAAUGGAUUAGUGGGACAGCCGUUACAUCUAAAGUCGAUGUGUACAGCUAUGGGAUGGUUUUGUUUGAAGUCAUAUCGGGAAGGAAGAAUUCGAGUCCAGAGUACUUUGGGGAUGGCGAUUACUCAAGUUUUUUCCCUAUGCAGGUUGCACGCAAGCUUCGCAGUGGACACGUUGAGAGUCUGGUGGAUGAAAAGCUGCAGGGCGAUGUGAACCUCAAGGAGGUUGAAAGAGUAUGCAAGGCUGCGUGUUGGUGCAUUCAGGAAAACGAGUCUGCUCGACCGACCAUGGCCGAGGUGGUGCAGUUUCUUGAGGGCCUCUCUGAUCUCGGUAUGCCACCACUGCCAAGACUGCUCAAUGCGGUCACAGGAGGGUCACCGACAUGACUGUGACAUUUAUAGUCUUGCCUCGAAUUAGGUUUAGCAAUCCCAUGAGAAUAUUGUCAUUUGUCAUCUAUAUCAUAUCCUAGAUAACCAUUGUAUUCGUAACUACUUUGAAAAUAUUUUUGACAUACUAGACUUAUAUGCAAUCAAGGAAAGAUAUUGACUU